Messenger RNA from Aspergillus alliaceus, 4227 nucleotides. Its product is annotated as ABC-2 type transporter-domain-containing protein. Lineage: Eukaryota; Fungi; Ascomycota; Eurotiomycetes; Eurotiales; Aspergillaceae. Gene Ontology annotation, molecular function: ATP binding; ABC-type transporter activity; ATP hydrolysis activity. The record is from RefSeq and is a predicted model, not a curated record. Gene Ontology annotation, cellular component: membrane. Gene Ontology annotation, biological process: transmembrane transport. Bases 1 to 4227 code for a protein of 1408 amino acids. The transcript has a single exon.
AUGGAAAGUCCCACCGCUACGUCCUCGAUCACAAACUGUACCCUUGAAGAACACAAGCCCUCUUUGAAUAAAGCCGAGCCUAGUUCAUUGGCCUCCCAGUUCGAAAAUAUCUUGCAGCGGAACAUAGAAUCUGGGUACAAGCCUCGACGCCUCGGAGUCACCUGGAACAACCUAACUGUCAAAGCGAAAAGCACAGAAGCCACAGUAAAUGAGAAUGUCUUUUCGCAGCUCAACAUUUUCAGUCGCCUGCAACAACACCGACAGGGCAUACCUCUGAAAACGAUUCUGCACCAAAGCCAUGGGUGUGUCAAACCAGGAGAAAUGUUGCUUGUCCUCGGGCGUCCUGGGUCCGGCUGUACAACGCUAUUGAAAAUGCUCGCCAACCGGAGGGCCGGGUAUGAAGAAGUAGAAGGCGAUGUAUGGUAUGGCAGUAUGCGACACGACGAGGCUGCAGAGAACUACAGCGGUCAAAUUGUUAUGAAUACAGAAGAAGAGAUUUUCUUCCCCACGUUGACUGUUGGGCAAACGAUGGAUUUUGCUACUCGCCUGAAGGUACCGAGUCACCUACCUAGUGACCUUGAAAGUGGAGAUGCGUACCGUGCAGACAUGAAGAAAUUUCUCUUAGAGAGCCUUCGCAUCUCUCAUACGGCAGAAACAAAAGUAGGGAAUGAAUAUGUUCGCGGCGUCUCCGGCGGGGAACGGAAGCGUGUUUCUAUUCUGGAAUGUCUGGCGUCUGGUGCUUCUGUCUACUGUUGGGAUAACAGCACGAGGGGUCUGGAUGCAGCGAGUGCAUUGGACUGGGCAAAAAUGAUGCGUGCGAUGGCCGAUGUGCACGGCAGCUCAAUUAUUGUGACUCUCUACCAGGCCGGAAAUGAUAUUUUCCGUCUUUUUGACAAGGUGCUUGUUCUCGAUGAGGGGAAACAGAUUUAUUAUGGCCCUGGUAGUCAAGCGCAAAGGUUUAUGGAGGAGCUUGGAUUUCAAUGUAGCGACGGUGCUAACAUUGGAGAUUACCUGACCAGUGUUACAGUUCCUUCGGAACGCCGAAUUUGCUCCGGAUACGAAUCCAUAUUUCCCAGAAAUGCUGAGGCCAUCCUCUUAUCAUACUGGAACUCACCUCUACAAACACGGAUGGCUUCUGAGUACGAUUACCCAGCUAGCGAAGUUGCCCAGAAACAGACCAAAGAUUUUAAGGAUUCUGUUGCUUUGGAGAAGCACCACCCAAGGAGUAUAACUACUGUUGACUUUGCUGCACAGGUACGUGCCUGUAUUAUUCGCCAGUAUCAAGUGCUCCUUGGUGAUAAGAAAACGUUCGCCAUGAAGCAAGGCUCAACGUUAAUCCAAGCUCUGGUGGCCGGUUCAUUGUACUACCAAGUAGACACUGACACUUCUGGGCUUUUCCUCAAGUCUGGUGCGUUAUUCUGGUCCAUACUAUACAACAGCAUGAGCGCUAUGUCUGAGGUUGUCGAUUCCUUCUCUGGAAGGCCGAUGGUAGUAAAGCACAAAGCCUUUGCUUAUUGCAAACCGGCUGCGUUUUGUAUUGGACAAUUAGCUGCUGAUAUUCCGAUCACAAUCUUCCAGAUCAGUAUCUGGUCUCUAAUUCUAUACUUCAUGGUCGACCUGAAGAUGUCUUCUGGGGCGUUCUUUACGUACUUCAUCGUCCUCUUCGCUUGUGCAAUGUGCUCUACGGCUUUGUUUCGUGCCGUUGGUGCGAUCUUCCGAACGUUCGACGGUGCUUCCAAAGUAUCAGGAUAUGUUGUUACCAUCAUGGCCAUGUACGCAGGCUACCAAAUUCAGUACGUCCAAAUGCACCCGUGGUUUGGAUGGCUAUACUGGCUUAAUCCCGUUGCAUACGCCUUUGAUGCGUUGAUGAGUAACGAGUUCCGUGGCCAAGACAUCAGCUGCACCGGCGGCAACCUGAUCCCUCACGGUGAAAGCUACGCGAAUGUGAGUACCGCCCAUCAGUCCUGCGCUGGCGUCAGAGGUGCAGUUCCAGGGUUUGCCUCUUUAACCGGAGAGCAAUAUCUGGGUGCCUUAUCAUAUAGCGAUACGCACAUCUGGCGGAACUUUGGUAUUCUCUGGGCCUGGUGGAUCUUCUAUGUAACCCUUACGGUUGGCGCAACUAUGUUAUGGAAAAGCCCCUCUGAGUCCGGAGCACAGCUACUGAUUCCUAGGGAAAAGCUGGCCCAUCAUCUACGGCGCGGCGCUGACGAUGAGGAGUCUCAAGCGGUGGAGAAGGGCUUUAGCUCCCCGAAGGACCAGGAGCAAUCAGAUGGCUCGAAACCCUUAGCUACGCCCACUAAUGAGGCGCAGUUGGUCAAGAAUACCUCUAUAUUUACCUGGAAGAACCUGACAUAUACUGUCAAAACCCCUUGCGGGCCCCGUGUGUUACUGGACAACAUUCAAGGAUGGGUGAAGCCCGGCAUGUUAGGUGCUCUCAUGGGUGCAUCUGGAGCGGGGAAGACCACAUUAUUGGACGUCCUUGCCCAGAGAAAAACGGAAGGCAAAAUUGAAGGAUCAAUCAUGGUGGAUGGCCGGCCUUUGCCAAUUUCGUUUCAACGGUCAGCUGGGUACUGUGAACAGCUUGACGUCCACGAACCAUACGCAACUGUUAGAGAGGCCUUGGAGUUUUCAGCCCUUCUGAGGCAACCUCCUGAUACCUCUGAAAAUGAAAAGCUUCGAUACGUCGACAUUAUCAUUGAUCUACUUGAGCUUGGAGACAUUGCCGAUACUCUCAUCGGAAAGCCUAAUGCAGGUGGUUUGAAUGUUGAGCAAAGGAAGCGUGUUACCAUUGGGGUCGAGUUAGUCGCCAAGCCUAGUAUCUUGAUAUUUCUAGACGAGCCAACAUCAGGACUAGAUGGACAGUCUGCCUUUAAUACCAUGCGCUUUCUGAGAAAGCUCGCAAGUCAGGGUCAAGCCAUCUUAGUUACCAUCCAUCAGCCAUCGGCCCAAUUGUUCUACCAGUUUGACACUCUCUUGUUGUUGGCCCCUGGGGGCAAAACUGUCUACUUUGGCGAGAUCGGACAGAACGCCCACACACUGAAGGAGUACUUCGAGCGCUACGGGUCACCCUGUCCUAGCCAUAUGAACCCGGCAGACCAUAUGAUUGACGUGGUUUCGGGUAGGGCCUCAGGUGUCGAUUGGCAUCGUGUAUGGCUAGGGUCACCAGAGUACCAGCAGUCCAUGAUCGAACUCGACAAACUUAUCAGGGAUUCGGCUUCAAAGGAACCAAUGACCAAAUCAAGUUAUGAUGAGAGCGAGUAUGCAACCUCCUUAUGGUACCAAACCAAGGUUGUCCUUCGCCGUAUGAAUAUUGCACUCUUUCGCAAUACCAACUACGUGAACAAUAAAAUAUAUCUCCAUAUCGGCCUGGCCCUAUUCAAUGGAUUUUCAUACUGGAUGAUUGGGGAUAGCGUGAAUGAUAUGCAGCUUCGCAUGUUCACCAUCUUCGUGUUCAUGUUCGUUGCGCCGGGUGUGGUAAACCAGCUCCAACCACUAUUUAUCGAGAGACGGGAUAUAUAUGACGCACGAGAAAAGAAAUCAAGGAUGUAUUCCUGGAAAGCAUUCGUCACAGCACUUAUUGUGUCCGAGUUCCCAUAUUUAUGCGUCUGCGGGGUCCUUUAUUUCCUCUGUUGGUACUAUACCGUUGGAUUUCCAACAGCUUCCGAUAAGGCCGGAGCUGCAUUAUUUGUUGUAGUUCUCUAUGAGUUCUACUAUACGGGAAUUGGCCAAUUUAUCGCAGCGUACUCACCCAAUGCUGUUUUCGCAGCACUGGUCAACCCCCUUCUAGUCGGUAUUAUUGUGUCUUUCUGUGGGAUCUUGGUCCCAUACGACCAAAUCAUUCCGUUCUGGAGAUACUGGAUGUACUACCUCAAUCCCACGACUUACCUGGUCGGGAGCCUAUUGGUAUUUAAUAUGUUUGACGUCAAUGUGAAGUGUACUGACUCCGAGUUCGCCAUAUUUGACCCGCCUUCCGACAUGACAUGUCUGGAAUACGUUUCUGCAUAUCUGGGAGAGUCAGACGCCAAUUUAGUCAAUCCCGAAGCUCGCUCCGAGUGCCGUGUCUGUCCAUAUACUAGCGGGGAUGGUUACUUGAAAACAUUGAAUUUGAAUGACUAUUACUUCGGUUGGAGAGACGUGGGGAUCUUCGUGAUCUUUAUCUUCAGCUCAUAUGGCUUAGUGUAUUUGUUCAUGAAGCUGAGAACGAAAGCUUCCAAGAAAGCUGAGUAA